CCGCUGUCGGGUUAGGAUGCCGCCCUCGGCCAUGGGCUGCACGAGUCCGCUCCUCAAACAGCAGCAGGACUCCGGCCCCGCGCCCGCACAGGAGGCACCGGCCGACAAGAAGAACCCCGACCCGGCGCGGCGCAUAAAGUGCGUGCUCGUGGGCGACGGCGCCGUCGGCAAGACCUCGCUCGUCGUCAGCUACUCGACCAACGGCUUCCCAAGCGAGUACGUGCCCACCGCGUUCGACAACUACAACGUUCUGGUGCGAGUGGAUGGACGGCCGUACAGCGUGCAACUGUGCGACACUGCCGGACAGGACGCGCUGGACCCGCUGCGGGCGCUGUGCUACCCGGACGCGGACGUCUUCCUGGUGGUGUUCAGCGUGGUGGCGCCGGCGACGCUGCGCUCCGUGGAGAGGCGCUGGGCUCCCGAGGUGCGGCGCCACUGCCCGGACGCCCCGCUGGUGCUGGUCGGCGCCCAGGCGGACCGGCGUCGCGACGCCCGCCUGCUGGCCACACUCGCUACCGCGGGGCAGGCGCCCGUCUCCGCCGCCCGCGCCGCCCAGGCGGCGCGGACAAUCGGUGCGGCCUCGUACGUGGAGACUUCGGCGCUGACGCAGCGGGACCUGAAGGAGGCGUUCGACCAGGCAAUCGUGUGUGCGCUGCGGCGGCGAGGGCUACUGAGGCCGGCUACGCCCCCGAAGCCCCGCCAGCGGCCGCUCUGGAGGCGGCUCUGCUGCUGCACCAGGGGCGGAGGCGGCGCCGGGGGCGGCAGCGGCAGUGGGGAGAGCGCUGGUGCUGGAGGCGGAGGCGAUGCCGGGGGCGGGGGCGGCGAGUAGCGGCCGGCGGAUACCGCCAGCCUGUCUGCCGGGCAGAGACUCGAUCCGAUUGUGAGAACUGUCGCCGCAGAUGACACACCUGCGGCUACGGCGGACUGAUACGUUUACCGGCCGUAUUGAGCAGCAUCUUGUUAUGGUCACGCAGGUUCUUACGGAACUGAGGCUUAGCAUCAGAACAGUAGAGCAAAUCAUCGUGAAGGAAAAUGGUUUAGUCGUAAAUGGAAAAAUAAUUUACAAGUAACAGUUGAAUGUUGUUGAAUACACCGCAGUGCGCGUUAUCUGUGAAUGUUAUGCACGUAUGUUUAUAUUCAUUUUUAUGGUCCACAUCACAUGAACAGCAGCUUAUUUAUGGAGAGCAACAUACUGUAGUUGAUACGAAGUUGUACACAAUUUCUGAGGAUGGUCUGAGGGUUCCUUUUCGAUGUAAGCACUGGCUGAAUAUUACUAAAACGAUUUCUACAGCGAAUUUUUAAAAUUUUUCCUGAUGAAUAUUUAAAAUACCAAACGGAAUAAUAGCGAAUUUUAUUCCAAAUUCAAUAUUACACAAUAAACAGUUCACAGUAACAAUUACAUUACUUAAAACCUUCACCAUAAAGAAUAUAUUUUCUUUGAAAAGUGAAAUAAAACUGUUCUUAAUUUUAAGAUUGGUUUCAGUGACGCUGCACUUUAGAAGGCUGCCCUUUUCCUUCUCAAAGCUGAGAACUGGUGCGAUUGGCCAGAAACAAGGUUCCAAAAAGCAGUGUCGGAGGAGGAACGGGAAAGAGACCUACCACUUCUUUUCUUCUGACUGGUUUGAUAUAGCCUAUCACGAACUCCUCUCCCAUUCUGGCCUCUUCAUCUCAAAGUAACGAUUGCAUCGAAAGUCUUUAAUUACUUUUUGGUAUAUUCCUAUCUCUGUUGUUCUCUUAGUUUUUAUUCUCAGCAGCUACCUUUAGCCUUGUUCAGAGUCAGAAAAUUCCAAAUUGCAGUUGGGAAUUAAACCCUGGAUUUUUUAAUUCGUAGUAUAUCACUAUAUCAGGACAGUCACCAAACCUAUAAUGAUCUUUGAACUGAAAACUUAAUAAAGAAAAAAAAGAGCAUGAAACGGUGAUUCUUUGUAAGCACUGUGCAUUCCUCUGUGGUUGAUCAGCUAUGUUUUCUAUUAUUUUCGUUUUUCUGACGGUAAAAAUUUCGUCUUUUUGAUAUUUUUCGUUAGAAGUGAUUUACUGAUUGUAAAAAGUAUAAGGAAUUUAAAAAA
Schistocerca nitens (vagrant locust) is the source of this 2066-nucleotide messenger RNA. Its product is annotated as cell division control protein 42 homolog. Gene Ontology annotation, molecular function: GTP binding; GTPase activity. Bases 17 to 829 code for a protein of 270 amino acids. The transcript is spliced from 4 exons. Gene Ontology annotation, biological process: small GTPase-mediated signal transduction. The record is from RefSeq and is a predicted model, not a curated record. NCBI's taxonomy places the organism in Eukaryota, Metazoa, Arthropoda, Insecta, Orthoptera, Acrididae.